Phalaenopsis equestris is the source of this 1451-nucleotide messenger RNA. RefSeq lists its product as uncharacterized. Bases 145 to 1113 code for a protein of 322 amino acids. The record is from RefSeq and is a predicted model, not a curated record. The transcript has a single exon. NCBI's taxonomy places the organism in Eukaryota, Viridiplantae, Streptophyta, Magnoliopsida, Asparagales, Orchidaceae.
CCUACUAAAAUUCCAUUCAUCCACUAAAGCCCCACUCCCCAUCCACAAACCUCAUCUUAAAACCAAACCCCCCACCGACAAACAAGUUAACAAAUCAUCGGUUUCCUUCUUCCCAAAUCACGCAGGUGUUCUCCGUCUCACGCCAUGGAUCUGCAGCUGGAGCAAUUGGAAUCCUUGGGCUCCAUCGACGUUCUCCGUGAAUCCGCAGAGAUCCCUCGCGCCGCUCCACGCACCUUCGGCCUGCUCACGCUAGCCCUCGUUUUUCCCCUUUCCUUUGCGAUCCUCGUCCACUCCUUAUUCACUCAUCCCCUCCUCGUCCGCCUUGAGCAAUCCUCCGCUUCGUCCCACUCUUUCUCCGGUUGGUCUUUGCUUUUCUUCUACCAGUUCGUUUACAUCAUAUUCCUUUUCAUCUUCUCUCUUCUGUCCACCGCAGCCAUCGUGUUCACCGUCGCGUCUCUCUAUGCCGCCAAGCCCGUCUCGUUCACUUCCUCCCUUUCCGCCAUACCCCCGAUCUUUCCUCGCCUCUUCCGCACUUUCCUCUGGGUCUCCCUUAUCAUGUUCCUUUACAAUCUCGCCUUUGCUUUCUGCCUCGUUAUGCUCCUCGUUGCCUACCCUUCGUCGGAUUCUCCUAUUUUCCUUGUUAUACUAUCACUACUAAUCGCCGCCUUCAUCGCCGUCCAUGUUCUUAUUUCUGCGCUCUGGCACCUCGCAUCUGUUGUCUCCGUGCUCGAGCCCAUCUGCGGGCUUGAAGCCAUGCGGAAAGCACGCCAGCUCCUUCGUGGACGGGCUCGCAUGGCUGCUAUACUCAUCACCGGCUAUCUGUCAGCCUGCGGGCUUAUCGGCUGGGCUUUCCGUGCCUUGGUCGUCAAGGGCCCUACAGAGGAGGGUAGCUUCGGGCUUGGCAUUCCAGCUAAGAUCCUCGUUGGCGGAGCGCUUGUUGCAGUCCUCGUCCUCAUCAAUUUUGUCGGUCUAUUAGCUCAGAGCGUGUUCUACUAUGUGUGCAAGAGCUACCACCAUCAGAUGAUUGACAAGAGUGCACUCUAUGAUCAUUUGGGAGGAUAUCUUGGUGAAUACGUGCCGCUCAAGAGCUCGAUUCAAAUGGAAAACAUCUGAAAAAUAAAUUGUAAGAGUUAAAAAAUUUAGGUGUAUUUCUUUCUUGUGUAAUUAUGCAGUGGUGGGAUUGGAGCUAACAAUUAUAGGUUAUCGUCUGUCAUGUUUAUUUUUAUAGAUUUUAAUUAUCUGGAGCACUUGUACUAGAGGAGUUGUGAUUUUUUAGUUGGUUGCGGCUUAGUCAUACAGGAGCAAACUAAUUUGAGUUGCAUAAAUUGACAUUUCAUUUCCAGUGUUGUGGUUUUUUGGCACAUUGUUCUUUCUAAUCUGAUAGAUAUUACAGGAGGAAAAAUGAUUAAUCUUUUUGGGGUGUUUAUAAACUGUUAGGAUUUUUAAUGAUC